AGGGAAUACUGGCAAGUCCUCAUAAACUUAGCUGAGAAGAAGAAGAAGAGAACUAAGGUAGAGAGGAAAAAAUGGCUUCCUCUAUGAUGUCCUCAGCAACAGUUGCCUCAGUGAACCGUGCCCCUGUUCAGGCUAACAUGGUUGCACCCUUCAACGGGCUCAAGUCGGUCUCAGCCUUCCCUGUGACCCGCAAGGCCAACGAUAUCACCUCUAUCACCAGCAACGGUGGAAGAGUCCAGUGUAUGAAGGUGUGGCCAACAGUUGGUAUGAAGAAGUUUGAGACCCUCUCUUACCUUCCUCCUCUAACCAUCGAGCAAUUGUCCAAGGAAGUGGAGUACCUUCUCAAAAACAAAUGGGUUCCAUGCUUGGAAUUUGAGUUGGAGAAUGGUUUCGUCACCCGUGAGUACAACAGCUCCCCCGGGUACUAUGACGGACGUUACUGGACAAUGUGGAAGCUCCCCAUGUUCGGAUGCACCGACGCUACACAGGUUAUUGCUGAGCUCGAAGAGUGCAAGAAGACCUACCCCAAUGCCUUCAUCAGGAUCAUCGGAUUCGACAACGUUCGCCAAGUACAGUGCAUUAGUUUCAUUGCCCACCAUCCAUGAAGCUACUAAGUUCCAAGCCCACAUUCAUGAUGCUAAACCUAUCAUUUAUGGCUUUCGACUUGCAAUUACUGUAAUAACGUGCUAGAGUCUGCUGUGUAUCAUUCGUUUUGUAGCUUUUCCUUCUCUCUUUUUUCCCUGUUUCCCUUCUGUAAUCGUCUGUUUACUCUUCUGAUUUUCUUCCGAAAACAGAGGUCAGGGAGUGAAUUUGUUGUUCAUGAACUUCCCCAUAUAUGUAAUAAAAUAAUUUCCAUCGGA
Messenger RNA from Argentina anserina (silverweed cinquefoil), 860 nucleotides. Its product is annotated as ribulose bisphosphate carboxylase small subunit, chloroplastic 1-like. NCBI's taxonomy places the organism in Eukaryota, Viridiplantae, Streptophyta, Magnoliopsida, Rosales, Rosaceae. The transcript has 3 exons. Bases 72 to 605 code for a protein of 177 amino acids. The record is from RefSeq and is a predicted model, not a curated record.